This is a messenger RNA of Aphis gossypii (cotton aphid), 1218 nucleotides long. It is a transcript of the gene Obp19d, whose product is annotated as general odorant-binding protein 19d. Gene Ontology annotation, molecular function: odorant binding. The transcript is spliced from 6 exons. Gene Ontology annotation, biological process: sensory perception of smell. NCBI's taxonomy places the organism in Eukaryota, Metazoa, Arthropoda, Insecta, Hemiptera, Aphididae. Bases 63 to 581 code for a protein of 172 amino acids. The record is from RefSeq and is a predicted model, not a curated record.
AAGUCAUUAUACUUUGUAUGUUUUAAUCAUCUAUACUUGCACUGUAGUAUUUUAUAAUAAAAAUGAAGAUUUUUUGCUUAAUUGUUUUAAUUUUUUUCUCUACGUUAAUAUGUAAUUUAAAGGGCCAACAAACAAAAAAAAAAAUUCAACCAAAAUUCAAUAGAUUAUUUGGAAAUAUUUCACGAGAAUGCUUGAAAGAAUAUGGCGUCACACCAGAAAGAGUAUUGACUGUUUAUACUUUAAAUGUUAAUGACCGAGAAGCAAAAUGUUAUGUUGCUUGCAUGUUGUUGCGAUUUAAUGUGACCACUAGAAAUGGAGGUUACAAUGAUAAGGCAUUGGAACAAUUGAUGGCGAAACCCAAUUCCAAUAAUGAAAUUCCAUCUAAUAUGAAAACGGCUAUAACAAUAUGUGAAAAACAAGUUGAUAAAGACCAAUGCGAAAAAGCGGUUAAGUUCACGAAAUGUAUUUAUGCACACAGAAAUGAAUUUGCAGUUAAGAACAGAGUAAACAGUUCUGCGUCAACUGAUCGUCGACGACCUUUGGCUCAGAGAAAACAAUUUGUACGCCACUCAACCACUUAAUCAUACUAUAUAAUUACUAUGAGUCACUAAAUAGUAUUAUUUUAAAUAUGAUAUUGUUCAUAAUAAUUGCAUUUUAUCUAUAUACUUAUUUUGAUUAUUAUAUGAUUUAAAUCACGGUGUAUGGUUCUAAUAUAAUAAAUAAUAUUAUAUUAAGUACAUAGCAUAUUUAAAUAAUGAUAAUAUAUAUUUCAAUCGCAAUGUGUGUAAUAUUCAAAAUACUCUGGACUGUGACUCGUACUUAACUAUUGUCUAUUUACUAUCAUGUUAAAUAAUAUUUUUGAAACAUGAUUUUAAAAACUAUCGUUGAAUAUUAGAGGGUUAUGUGGCUAUAUACCACAUCACUCAAAAUUCUCAUUAGCUGCCAAGAGCGUCCGGAGAAAUUUUUCAAAAGGGGGAGGGGGCAAUAUAUUUUAAUUUUUGUUUCAUUAUUUGAUAAGUGUUGAAGUUUUGUUUGUAAUGCGUUUUCUCUCAUAUAUUUAGAAACGUAAAAAUUAAACUAUUAAUUAUGUAUAGAUAGUUAGAACUUAAUCUUACAGCAUUCAUUUUAAUUAAUUAAUGUACAAUUUUAUAUUAACAAGAGAAUUUUUUUUAUAAAAAAUAAAAUGUCACCAUUGAUUCAAUAAUUUUAGGUUGUUUA